CCCGAAACCCAAGCAUAUCCCCUGACCAGGAAUCGAACCGUGACCUCCUGGUUCAUAGGUGGACGCUCAGCCCCUGAGCCACACCGGCCGGCCCCACAGAGCAGUUUAGAAUAGAGAUUGAAGAGGCCCGCCUCAGAGGGGCUGCGGCAUCCAGAUCCUGGUGGCAUUGCUGGCAAACUCUCUGGACAGUCCUUCAGGUCACUAGCCUCAGCUGCCCCUUAGCAACUCGAGGAAAAUAGGACCUACUUUGCAAGGAGUUAUAACAGGCCGAGUAGAGCAUGCGGACAGCGCUUACGGCCACGUCUGGUAUGUUGUAAGCUGUAAAUACCAGCUGCUGUAAUAAUAUUAAGGAGAUUAUGUAAAGCUCCCAACAACCUUCAUCGGGAGGCCGCGCCCUGGACGGCAAAGCCCCUCCCCGCCUCCUUGUCCCCCAGACGUGACACCCUCGGAGGAUGAGUCCCUGCCCACCCCUUCUGACUCUUACUCAGCAAUGCCGCCCUCACACUCACUCAUCACGUAGAAGGGUCCCCGGGUCGGAGCGGGGCCUUGCCCAGGUCACACAGCGAGACGAGAGCAGAGAUGGGGCUGAAAGCGAGGCAGAGGCAGUGCCCAGGACGUCUCCCCCAGCCCCCUGCAUCCCCAUGGACUAACUCCGCCCCCAGGGAUGUUUCACAGAACAGGGGAGGCUAACAGGCCUCCAGCCUCCCCCUUUCACCGGAUGGCGGACUUUAAGCCCCUCCUCCGCAGAGGUUCUGGGGCUGCUGGACCCUGGCACCUGGCUCAGCCCGGGGCUCCAUCCCCAGCGGAACUAGCCACAGUCGCAGAGCCUCCUGGUCCCUCCACAACCAUCAUCUCGCUGACCUUCGUGGCCUUGAACAGGCAGAGGGCUGUCCCCGUCAAGGUUAAGGAGACCCGCCCAAGGGCACACAGCAGGGACCAGGGACCGGAGCAGGCUUCCAGGAGCUUGUCCUGAGCACAUCACCGUCCCAACGAGGUCUGGGGAGGACCCGCUUCUGGGAUUAGAGGACCGGACAGGCCGUGGACAGCUGCUCAGAGCUGCAUCCCGGAGCUCAGAAGCCCCGGGGGCUGGCAAGGAUCAGGGUUCGGUUCCCCGGAACCUCUACUGUCCUCCCUCCCAGGCGGGCGGCCUUUGUCCUCACAGCUGAUAGGCAGGCUGAGCGGGAGGAUGCAGACCUUGGAGCCCCAGGUGGGGGAAGGGGGGUGCAGAGUCCCAUCUCCCGCUUCCUGUGAGACAUCAGGGAGCCCCUUAGCCCCCCACCCAGUGUCUUCAUCUACAACGCAGAGCUAAGAACCCCCCACUGGGGUGUCCUGUGGAUUAAGGGAAAGAGUAUCACACAUCAGGGGCCUGCAUGCAGGAGGCGAUUAAUUAUGGCGGUUAUCAGUAUGAAAAUGAGGAAGUGGGAAGGGACUCCGGCCCCCUCGCCUCCAAGGACCACUCCUUCUCUCAGAGGCUUUUUGAAAUCCAUCAAAGCCCUCGCUAGCCCCCACAGGAGCCUGGCGGUACUGACGGGCAUGGUUGCCAUGCUCCCACCGCGGGGAGAUGCCAGUCCAGCCCCGGCUGAGAGAACAUGUGAGCCGUCGGCCUCUGCAGCCUCGCCUGGGGACUUCGGUCCUUUCUGCUCAGUGUCUUGAGAUGUCAGUUUCAAGCUCCUGUACAGUCCUCCCCAGAUGCCAGGCUGGUCCCGCUCCCCUGCCGUGGCUCCCUCGCCAUGCACGCAAGCAGUGUGGGGCCCAGAGACGGCUGUGCCUGGGGCCUGCCCGGGAAGGGCCAGGGCCAGAGGGGACGGGCAUGCAUGGAACGAGGCGUCAGGAAGAGUAACAGGCCUUUAGCUGAGCGGCAUUUCAGAGCCAGGCACUUCGGAUGCCAUCGUCCCCAUCGGCGGGGGGACGCAGGACAGCCGGAAAGCAGGGGCUGCGUGAUUGCGGGCAAUCACACGGCUGGGAAGGGUCGGCUUUGAGAUUCAGAGCCAGGAAUGCUGGAAUUGGGGUGAGGCAAUGAGGCCCUCGUCCCAGCAUACAAUUUAAGAGGGGCACACAGCAAACCCUCCGUAAUCAGGAUAAACACUAUGGUAAUGUAAUAUGUCUAGAGACCAAGUAGCAAACUACCCUCCUGAACACAGGUGACUAUCCACGGGUGGCAGGCCAUCUGCUUUUGUCAAGUUUCGUCGGAACCAGGGCCAGGAUUAGGGCAAGGCGUGACGGCGGGGUGUGUGUGCAAGGGCAGGGUUGGAUCCUGUCUUUGUUCAAAACUGUGUUUAUUACGGACGUUUUGCAUUGUUUUCCAUUUUUAAAUAUUGCAUUGAACUGUCAUCUGCUUGAUUGCUGAGUCCUGAGGCACUUCCUUGAGUGUCGCACCCAAGGCGAGGGCCGCCCUUGCCUCCCCCUGAUCUUGUCCUGCUGAGGUGUGAGGCGCGGGUCAGUGGCGGGCGCAGCGCCUGGCUCAUCGGAGGAGGCGCUGCGGCCGGGGAGGCGCAGCCGCGGGCCAGCAGCUCCGCUUCUAACAGGGCCUUUCGGGGCUGAGCCCAGGUCGCCGCUGGGGCUACGGAGCUGCUCAGAGGCACCUGGGAGUUGGGGGCAGCAGCACCCAAUCUAAGAGCCAGGAGACCUCGGGCGACCCGGUGCCUUCUUCCCCCUUUUCUCUGGGCCUCGGUUGCUCCAUUUGCGCAACGGGCAUUGCACAGCACUGAGCUCAGACCGGAGGGACAAGCGGCGAGCAGGGCACCUGUCCAGGGCGGUGCCCACCAGCUGCCUCGCCGGGAAGCCCAUCAGGCACAUCCGGUCCCAGCCUCCCACCCAGCGCCUGACUUUGGUUAAGGACGGAGGAUGCAACGAGACUCGGUGAUGACCUCCCCCUGAGGAAGCCCCGCCGUGAGACCAGAGGAAGGGGCCGCCCCCUCGGCCCCACCCGCCGCCAUGAACACCUCGGCCCCACCCGCCGUCAGCCCCAACAUCACCGUCCUGGCACCAGGAAAGGGUCCCUGGCAAGUGGCCUUCAUCGGCAUCACCACGGGCCUCCUGUCCCUGGCCACCGUGACGGGCAACUUGCUGGUGCUCAUCUCCUUCAAGGUCAACACAGAGCUCAAGACCGUCAACAACUACUUCCUGCUCAGCCUGGCCUGCGCCGACCUCAUCAUCGGCACCUUCUCCAUGAACCUCUACACCACGUACCUGCUGAUGGGCCGCUGGGUCCUCGGCACGCUGGCCUGCGACCUCUGGCUGGCCCUGGACUACGUGGCCAGCAACGCCUCGGUCAUGAACCUGCUGCUCAUCAGCUUCGACCGCUACUUCUCCGUGACCCGGCCCCUGAGCUACCGCGCCAAGCGCACGCCGCGCAGGGCGGUGCUGAUGAUCGGCCUGGCCUGGACGGUGUCCUUCGUGCUCUGGGCGCCGGCCAUCCUCUUCUGGCAGUACCUGGUGGGCGAGCGGACGGUGCUGGCCGGGCAGUGCUACAUCCAGUUCCUCUCCCAGCCCAUCAUCACCUUCGGCACCGCCAUGGCCGCCUUCUACCUCCCGGUCACGGUCAUGUGCACGCUCUACUGGCGCAUCUACCGGGAGACGGAGAACCGGGCCCGGGAGCUGGCGGCCCUGCAGGGCUCCGAGACGCCAGGCAAGGGCGGCGGCAGCAGCAGCAGCUCGGAGCGGUCCCAGCCGGGGGCUGAGGGCGCGGCGGACACCCCCCCGGGGCGCUGCUGCGGCUGCUGCCGGGCCCCCAAGCUGCUGCAGGCCUACAGCUGGAAGGAGGAGGAGGAGGAGGACGAAGGCUCCAUGGAGUCCCUCACGUCCUCGGAGGGUGAGGAGCCGGGCCCCGAGGUGGCGAUCAAGAUGCCCAUGGUGGACCCCGAGGCGCCGGCCCCUGCCAAGCAGCCCCCCCGGAGCUCCCCGAACACGGUCAAGAGGCCGACGCGGAAGGGCCGGGAGCGCACGGGCAAGAGCCAGAAGCCACGCGGGAAGGACCAGCUGGCCAAGCGGAAGACCUUCUCGCUGGUCAAGGAGAAGAAGGCGGCGCGGACCCUGAGCGCCAUCCUGCUGGCCUUCAUCCUCACCUGGACGCCGUACAACAUCAUGGUGCUGGUGUCCACCUUCUGCAAGGACUGCGUCCCCGGGACGCUGUGGGAGCUGGGCUACUGGCUCUGCUACGUCAACAGCACCGUCAACCCCAUGUGCUACGCGCUCUGCAACAAGGCCUUCCGGGACACCUUCCGCCUGCUGCUGCUCUGCCGCUGGGACAAGCGGCGCUGGCGCAAGAUCCCCAAGCGCCCCGGCUCCGUGCACCGCACCCCCUCCCACCAGUGCUGAUGGCCCCGCCCUCGCCCUCCACCCCGGUCCCGGGGGGCACCCGGUCGAGCUGGCAGCAGGGGCCGUGACCUCAGGCCCCGGGCCCUGCUCUGUCCUCACAGGCUCCCCAGGCCCCUAGGUCACCUUCCUGGACAGCCAGAGAGACCCUGCCAACUCCACUCUGCCAUUCCCAGGCAGGGAGCGACCCGGGGAACUGGUUUUUCUGUCCCCUGCCGGGUGGGAACGGGCUCUCCACCAGGAAGAAGGCAGGAGGAGGAUCCGGCCCUUGGAUUCCUUGUUUGCAUUUAGGCAGGAAGUCUACCAGGAGCCAGCAGGGCGAGCCAGCAGAGAGGUUUACCACGCAGUCAGCCCCGGCCCCUUGGCUGGCCUGGAUGGCGGUGGCGAAUGGCGCCCUCUGUGGCCACCGCGGGGAACUGGCACCGAACACUGAGAGAAAAGCUUGGCUCUUAGGGACCAGCCCCUGGCCCUUCCGCAGGCACAGCCCACUCUGCUGGGCUCUGGGCUCACUUUCCAGAACGCCCAGCCUCCCUCCCAGUGUCCGCAGAGCGACCCUGUGGGGUCCCCCUCCAGGCAGAUGUCCAAGCAUCAGCAGGACAGUGGCACCAGAGGGGACCAGCUUGGCUAGUCGCACGGCAAGUCCCACGGCAGCAGCAGGGCCCACGCCAGGUGUCCUGGUGUCCCAUUGGGUCAUUUCCUGGGGAGUGAGGGCAGGGUGCCUGCUGUCCAGCCUCACGCCUAUACCCCCGCCCCAGAGGAACCCUCAGUCCCUCCUGGCUCCCAGCCGCCACCUGGGUAGGUCUGCUCCGUGCAGAUCUAGCCAGGCCUCCUGCAUGCUGCCUGCCUGCAGCCCGCCCCACACAGGCCCGGCCCAGCCAACAGGGCGUCUCCUGUGAGCCCCCCAGUCCCGCCCAUGCAUGGCCUCCCAGCCACCCUCAUCUCCAGGCCCAGCCUGGCCCCAAAUAUCCUUUCCUUCCAUCUCAGCAAGUGCUGAGUCUGAAUAAAGCCUCGUAACCCACGAAUGCUGAGGUCCUUCCUCCCUGUGUGGGACCCAGGACCUGG
Myotis myotis is the source of this 5376-nucleotide messenger RNA. RefSeq names its product cholinergic receptor muscarinic 1 (gene CHRM1). The record is from RefSeq and is a predicted model, not a curated record. NCBI's taxonomy places the organism in Eukaryota, Metazoa, Chordata, Mammalia, Chiroptera, Vespertilionidae. The transcript is spliced from 2 exons. Gene Ontology annotation, biological process: saliva secretion; chemical synaptic transmission; G protein-coupled receptor signaling pathway, coupled to cyclic nucleotide second messenger. Gene Ontology annotation, molecular function: G protein-coupled acetylcholine receptor activity; G protein-coupled serotonin receptor activity. Gene Ontology annotation, cellular component: plasma membrane; dendrite; synapse. The coding region runs from base 2935 to 4317 and encodes 460 amino acids.